AUGAGCCGAGUCCCUACAAUAGCCACCGUCGUCCGCGGCGCGAGCGUCAACAUCGUUCUCAAGGCCGACCAACCCACCGGCCGCACCGUCUCCGGGACUGUCCAGGAUGUUCUGACCCGCGGCAACCACCCUCGCGGCAUCAAAGUGCGGCUCAACGAUGGACGGGUCGGAAGGGUGCAAUCCCACACUGGAGCGCAGACGACCUCGGCCGGCACAGAGCAAGAUGUUGUGGGAGCUAGUGCCGCGGGAUCGCUGGACUUCGGAGGCGGACGACCGCCGCAGCGCGAACGGGGUCGUCGGCAAGAAGCUGAGGCUGGCCUGCCUCCGUCGCAGGUCGGACUCGAGGCCUAUAUCCGCCCGGCGAAGCAGAAGAACGGCGGACGAGCCAGGCCCGCUGCGGCUCGCGACAUGGAGAGAGAGGAGACGGCGCCCCGCGCGACGUCCGAGGUGGUGACCUGUCCCGUCUGCGGCGAUUUUGAGGGAGACGCGGCGGCGGUCGAGCAUCACGUUGCCGCUCAUUUUGAUUAA
This is a messenger RNA of Colletotrichum destructivum, 528 nucleotides long. RefSeq lists its product as uncharacterized. The coding region runs from base 1 to 528 and encodes 175 amino acids. The transcript has a single exon. The record is from RefSeq and is a predicted model, not a curated record. Lineage: Eukaryota; Fungi; Ascomycota; Sordariomycetes; Glomerellales; Glomerellaceae.